AUGCCAAAAAGUAUCAACGACCCCAAUAUGGGCCACAUGAAAACUUCCGAUUUCAAACUUGUUUAUGAAUUUAAUGAUGAUACUUAUUUGUUAGUGGAUGCUUUGGAAAAAGAUUAUAUUGUAAAUCAUUUACUCAAUUCGAAAUGUGGAUUAAAAUGUUGUCUUGAAAUAGGAAGCGGAAGUGGAUAUGUUACAACAUUUCUUUAUAAAUUAUUAAACAAUAAUCAUCAAUUAAUGAAUGCAUCUUAUUCAUUUUUAUUACUUUGCUCCGAUAUUAAUCCAAAUGCUGCUUUGAUGACAAGAAAAACAUUGGAAAAUAAUAAGAUAACACCACAACAAGUCCCAAUUUGUUGUGAUGUUGUCCUUACCGAUUUUCAUUCAGCAUUUAAACAAAGAAUGAAGAACAAAAUAGAUUUACUUAUAUUUAAUCCACCAUAUGUUCCAUCCGAACAAUACGAAAUGGGACAUAAUGACGUCAGAGCAGCCUAUGCAGGUGGUAUUGAUGGCAGAGAAGUUAUUGAUAAAUUCAUUCCAAUGAUUAAGGACAUUUUGUCAAGAGAUGGUGUUUUUUAUUUCGUUCUUAUUGAAGAUAAUAGACCUCAAGAGGUUAUGAAAUUGCUUAGUCUUGAAGAGAAUGGAGGUUUCGCAAGUAAGAUUGUUUUAAAGAAAUGGGUUCAAGGUGAAUAUUUAUUUAUUGUAAAGUUUUUCAAGAGUUGUUGA
Messenger RNA from Naegleria gruberi, 720 nucleotides. RefSeq lists its product as uncharacterized. Gene Ontology annotation, cellular component: eRF1 methyltransferase complex. The transcript has a single exon. NCBI's taxonomy places the organism in Eukaryota, Heterolobosea, Eutetramitea, Acrasida, Naegleriidae. Bases 1 to 720 code for a protein of 239 amino acids. Gene Ontology annotation, molecular function: S-adenosylmethionine-dependent methyltransferase activity; protein methyltransferase activity; nucleic acid binding. Gene Ontology annotation, biological process: methylation. The record is from RefSeq and is a predicted model, not a curated record.